Dictyostelium discoideum AX4 is the source of this 2310-nucleotide messenger RNA. RefSeq lists its product as hypothetical. The transcript has 2 exons. The record is from RefSeq and is a predicted model, not a curated record. NCBI's taxonomy places the organism in Eukaryota, Evosea, Eumycetozoa, Dictyosteliales, Dictyosteliaceae. The coding region runs from base 1 to 2310 and encodes 769 amino acids.
AUGAUAAUUAAAAAAAUUAAUAAUAGUUUUUCAAAAUCAGAAUUUACAAAUAAAUUAAUUACAAUAAAAAAAUUGAAUUAUAAAGAAAUUAUUGAAAAAAUAAAAAAUGGAUUAUUUAAUUUUCCGAUAUUCUCUAUUUUAUCAAUAUAUUUUGCUCAAUGUUUUUAUGAAUAUUCAUUGGAAGGAAGAAAGGAUUUACAAUGGAUGCAUGCCAACUUAAAAUUUUUCGGAAUUUAUAUACUCAUUUCAACAGUUUUUUUCGUAUUUGGAUUUGUUUCAUUAGGAAAAUUAAUUAAAGAUUUAACAAAAAUAAUUAAUGUUGGAAACGAUUAUAAAAAAUAUGAUUUAUAUAAUAUUAAAAAUAAUAAUAAAAUUAAUAAAUACACAAAAUUAAUUUUAAAAAAAUUUAAUAUAUCAUUGGUUUUAUAUCGUAACCUUUUAAUAAUAUUAUUUGUAAAACUUUUAAUAAUUUCAUUCUAUAAAAUUACAAAAGAUAAAGGUGCAACUUUAAUUAAUCAUGGUCAAUAUAAUUUAAUUGCAUUUACAACUAUAAUGUUAAUUUAUUUAAUUGGAUUUUUAUCUUGGUUUUUAAUUUUUAAAAAUUGGACAAUUAAAAAUACAAUAAUUAGAUUAUUUAUUUUAAUAAUUUUAGUUUAUAUUUCAUUUUCAAUUAAAAAUAUAUUUGUUAGUAAAAAUUGGCCAAUUGGGAUUGAUGGUAAACAAUUAAAGUUUAAAGAUGAAAGUAGUGGUGGUGGUAAAGUUUGUGAAAUUGAAACCAAUUUUAUAGCAUGGCCAUCAUUUUUACCAAAAGGAUCAACUAGAAUUAUUACAGGAUCAAGUGAAUGUCCAAGUGAAAGUGAACAGUUUUCAAGAUUGAACAAUGGUAUUUUAACAAUGGAUAAUUGUUUUGAAGAGAAUAAACAAUAUACAUUAUCACCAGUAUUUUGGGAGGAACAAAAAAAGUUUGAUACAUUUACCAAUGAUUUUAAAUAUUAUGAAAAAUUAUUCAAAGGUAAAACACAAACACUUCAAUAUACUAAACCAGUUGAAAUUAAACAUGAAACUGUAAUGGCAAUUUGUGGUAAUCAAACUGAAAUUCAUUAUCAUAAUAUAAAGAAUCAACAAUUUUAUCAAAGAACAUUGAAUAAUUUCAAUUCACCAAAGAUUAAAGAACAUGUGGAUAAAGUUAAAUUACCAAAUCAUCCAGAUGAAAAAUAUAAUAAAAAACCAAUCGAUAUUUUAUUUUUAAUGAUUGAUGCAUUAUCAAGAGCUCAAUUUAAAUCUGCAAUGCCAAGUACUUUUGAAACUUUACAAUCUAUUCAAAAUCAAGGUCAUUCAAAGGUUUUUCAAUUUUUUAGAUAUCAUUCAUUGAAACCAUUUUCAGAUCCAAAUACAAUGGCAAUGUAUAAUGGUUUUAAUAGAGUUGGUUAUGAUGAUAUCGAUUAUGAAAAUAAUAUUAAUGAUCAAGGUGGUAUCGGUGGUGGUGGUGGUGGUGAUGGUGAUUAUCAUCAUGAUGAUACUAAUACAUUUACAUGGGAAAAGAAUCCAAUGUUUUAUCAAUCAUUUAGAAAUGAUUCAUAUGUUACAACUUGGGUGACUGGUUUAUGUCAAGAUUGGUUUCAACAUUAUUUAAAGAUGGAUAAGGAGGUAGGAUCAGUAGAUCAUGAAAUGGCAUUACCAUUCUGUUCACCACAAUUACACCCACCAGAGAAACCAUUUGGUAUCUUUGAAGGUCCUUACUCUAUACGUCGUCGUUGUUUAGGUGAUAAACAUGUUCAUGAAACCAUUUUUCAAUAUAUCAAUCAAUUUUGGGAAAACUAUAAAGAUGUUGGUAAAAUAUUACAUACAACCUUUAUGGAUGGUCAUGAAGGUACCAAUGAAGUUAUUCAAAUUGCUGAUAAAGGUUUUCAAAAGUUUUUAGAUAAGGAUUUAAGACCAAAACUAAAUGAUACCUUUUUAAUUUUAGCCUCUGAUCAUGGUCAACAUAUGUCUGGUUAUUAUAUGUGGUCCAAAGGUGGUAAAAUCGAAGUGGCAAUGCCAAUGCUCUAUUUGGUCUUACCAAGUUGGUUCCUUGAAAAAUACCCUCACCUCGAACAACAACUAUUGGAAAAUGAAAAUAAACUAUCAACACCUUUCCAAUUGUAUGAUACCAUUAGAACACUUUCAACUUUUCCUGAAUUUGGUGGUAUCGAUAUGAAAGAUCCAAAUGGUGUUCGUAAUGAUAAUCAAAAAGGUUUUUUAGGUAAAAUUCCUGAUGAUAUAACUUGUGCUCAAUUAGGCAUACCACAUGAUUUUUGUGUUUGUAAAUAA